Messenger RNA from Eleginops maclovinus (Patagonian blennie), 6488 nucleotides. Its product is annotated as ubinuclein-2-like. Gene Ontology annotation, biological process: chromatin organization. Gene Ontology annotation, cellular component: nucleus. Bases 273 to 4052 code for a protein of 1259 amino acids. Lineage: Eukaryota; Metazoa; Chordata; Actinopteri; Perciformes; Eleginopidae. The record is from RefSeq and is a predicted model, not a curated record. The transcript has 17 exons.
CCCAAGAUGGCUCCUGUGAAUGUCUCGGUCCCAUAGCAAAUUGAGGAUGCAAGUAGCUGCCGUAGAAACAACUUUCCCCCCGCCGUCACAGCCCCUGGAGUUCAUUGCGUAUGGUGCGGAGGAGGCCCUAACGUCCGUAUAGGCACCGAGCAGCCGUCGGGGCUUCGCGAAACCGUCCUACACCCUCCAAUUUGGAGUAGUUUCGCGAAGUAGCUCUUCUCCUCGCUGUCGCUGUCUGUCCGGAGCGAGGCUCAGGCAGACAGCUCAUCCAAAUGGCCGAACCGAGAAAAGUGCAAUUUGUCACCCUCUCGGCCUUCGCAGCUGGAGCGGCCGCGGAGUCUAGGAAACGACGGUUGGAGGGUGAGGCCGACUUCAACUUCGGUGAAGCCAGGGAGGUCGAGGCAGCGACCGGGGCAGGGGGUGCUGCGAGCAACGGGCGUCUCGGCAAAACCGACGACGGGGACACGGCUGGAGCCGAGAAGAGGGUGACGGUGCGGCUCAACCUGUCCCUACCCGAGCCUGACGACCGCUCCUCCGCCGAGUUUAAUUACGGAGAACUCAUCCAAAACCUCCAGGCGAAAAAGACUACUCAAAGUCUGGCUUCUGCUAACAAUCCCAACGACCCUUUCAACGAUGAUGAGAGAGUGCGGCUGCAGGUCGAGGCCCUGGCAAAAAAGUUUGAAAAUAAAUAUGGUAAUGAGGAAAAGAAGAAGAAGAAGGACAGAAUGCAAGAUUUGAUUGAUAUAGGCUUUGGCUACGACGAGACAGACCCCUUUAUUGACAACUCAGAAGCUUAUGAUGAGCUGGUUCCUGCCUCUUUGUCCACCAAGCUGGGGGGAUUUUACAUCAACACUGGCACGCUGCAGUUCAGAGCUGCCUCCGACUCUGAGGGAGAGGAGGGCAAGAAGCCCAACGACAACAACGAGAACUUAAUCAAGAAGAGGAAAAAGAAGGAAGUGGACAAUUUAGAAGAGAAGAACCAGAAGAAGAACAGACUGCCUAAACCAGGAGUGACAGACCUCACGCUCCAGCGGCCUGAGAAGAAGAAGAGGAAGAAGCUGAUGAAGGACUCGCUGUACCUGGCGGCCAUGCUCCGCCGCUUCACGCGGGAGAAGGAGGACCUGAAGAAAAUAAACCCCAACAUGGCGCACCCUGGCCUGGCAGGUGGUGUGGCUAACAAGCCUCACUCCAUCAACUCAACCACCCACCUGGUCGCCUCAAACUCCACCCACAACGCAGCCGGCAACGACUUCUCACUGGCAGACCUCACCUCGGACCCCGCUGUGAUGUCACUGCUGGGCUCGGCCAAUGAGAAGGAGCUGCAAGAUCUCCUAGGCGACCUGGACUUCAGCUUGUUAGAUUCUGACAAGCAGCACGCCAUGGCUGCAGCCCGGGAGAAUGGUGUUUUGGGAGUCGGUGUUCCUGGUCCUAAACCAGCAGCAGGAGGAGGAGGAGGAGGAGGAGGAGGAGGAGGAGGCCAGGGGCGAGGCCUGGGUUCUUCCAGUGGACUGUUUUCUCCGCCUCCGCUGCCGGAUGGACUGCCUGCUCCUCUUAUUAAACGCAUCGAGGACCUGCGGGCGGCCUCGCGGCAGUUUGAUCAAGAGGGCAGGAAGAAAUUUUUCACCUUGGACAUGAAUAACAUUCUCCUGGAUAUUGAGCUACAGGUCCAGGAGCAGCCUCCUGAGGUGCGCCUCGGCAUCUACUCGCACAUGGAGGCAUUUGUGCCGUGCAACAAAGAAGCCCUCCUCAAACGCCUGAAGAAGCUCAGCCUCAACAUUCAGGAUGACCGCCUACGGACGCCGCUGUUGAAGCUGAAGCUGGCGGUGUGUAGCGUGAUGCCAGAACAGAUAGCAAGAUACAACAUGGACUGCAUGGCCAAGGUUGCAAAGCAGCAGUCAGGAGAGGGGGAAAAGAACGGCUCAGAGGAGGAAGAUGAGGAAAAGCCUGGUAAAAGGGUGAUGGGCCCACGGAAGAAGUUUGUCUGGGAUGACAAGCUCAGGAACCUGCUGUGCAGCCUGGUGCGCGUGAAGCUGAGCUGCUACGAGAUGGAGAACCAGUGCGCUCUGUCUGUGGAGGACUACCUCAAGGCCUUCUUAGAGAAUGAGGUCAAACCACUAUGGCCCAAGGGCUGGAUGCAGGCCAGGAUUCUGCUAAAGGAGAGUCUUGCUGUUCAUAGUCACCUCACUGGAAACCUAGUCAAGAGGAGAAUGGUGCCCGGGCCCAGGGCCAAAGCCAAGGAGGGUCUCUGGAUCCACAAACCCCCGGUCACCAUGACCUCCACCUCGUCUCUGCACACCUCCGCUCUGACCUCCAACCGUAAACCCGUCUCCUGCUCCCCCCCGGAGCCCAUCUGUCUGUCGGACUCGCUGGAUGAGGAUCUGACCGCUCCAUCGCUGGACUCCAUCUCCCACGCUCUGGCCCUCCUCAACAACGCCUCUAAGGGCCUGGGCUUCUCAGACAGUCCCCUGUCGCCCCCGCCCCUCCAGAUGCCCACCUCCUCUCCUCCCCCCGUCACCCCUCACUACCCCUCGGCCUCUCAGCUCUCUGCCUCGAUUGCCUCCACCACGCAGCUACAUUACCUGUCGAAGGGGGAUCCCUCUCCGCUGGCAGCUGCUGGGACAACAACAACAACAAUAACAACACUAGCAACCGCCUCUUCUACCUCCUCCUCCUCCUCCUCCUCGUCUCCCGUUGCUUCCUCCCUGGCUCGUGUGCAGGCAGCCGGGCUGUCGCUGGCCUCCAGGACAGCAGACAGUCCCUACGGGCUGAUCAAAGGGUCUGCCUCCCUGGGCCAGACGCAGACCCAGAGACUCCUCCCCAUGGCAGCGCCCAAUCACAGGACAGGCUUGGUGAUGGGCGGGAGCGGCAAGAUGCAUCCUCACCCGUCCCCAUCGCCCCCGAAGCAGCGGCCUCCUCCCACGGCUUCUCCUCUGCUGCCCCCCCAUCAGAAGGGCUUUGUCGGCCCGGGGGGGAUGCUGGGAGCUAUGGGAGGGCUGGCUAAGAGCAAAACCAGCGGCGUCAGCAGCAACGGCAGCGCCACGCCCUCUUCCUCCCCCUCCUCGAUGUCUCGAUCAAACUCCACCUCGCACCUCGGCCUGCAGUCCUUCUGCCCUCCCUCUCCCGUGGUUUCCUCCCCCUCUGCCUCCCCCCACUCCUCACACUCCUCUCAAAGUAAGCCCCACACACACCCCCACCACCAGGCUAACUUCAUCACGCCCAUGCAGGCCACGCUCACCAAGUCGUCCCACAGCAGCAACUCCUCCCCGAUCAUCAAGCUCACCCCUCGGCCUCCUGCACCCACCCCACCUCCCUCCUCCUCUCCCUCCCCGACAUCCUCGCCCUCACACCCGCUCUCCCAUCAGAUGAUCUCCAGCCAACAGCAACAACACCAGUACUCCCCCAAGUCCCCCAAAACGUUCCGGCCCCCCUUCAGUGUAUCGGGUGGUGGGGGGGUGCAGGUGAAGCAGCCGCAGAGUACCUUCAGCUUCGCCAGAGGUCAGAAAGCUCCGCCCACCACGAGCAACAGUAGCAUCAUCAACAACUCCGUCAUCAACAAGGGGGUGAUAUCGGUUUGCAGCCGCGCAGAUAAGACCCCGCUGUCCUCUGCUCCCUCAGUCUCAGCCAAUCACGCGCAGAGGCAGAGGGUCGUGGGCGGGGCUAACCAGAGCCCGAAGGUAGUAAACAGCUGGGCCACUUUGGCCACGUCCUCCACAACCUCACACCUCCCACAGGUAUCCACAGCAGGCUCCUCCCUCCUGGGCAGCCCUUCCCCUCUGUCUCUGGGCUUCGGGAUGUUGGGAGGCCUGUUGCCCGUCUCGCUGCCCUUCCAGUUCCCCCCGCUGCUCAACUUCAGCCCUGGAGGCCCGGGGGCCGCCGGCAUAGGCUCAGUCCCCAGCUCCAACUCAGGAUACACACUAGCACAGAGCGACCUAAUGGAUCUGUAUAAGAGUCUCCAGUCAGGGUCGCAGGCUGCCCUACCUCCUCACUUGCAACUUGCUUUCUCAGAUGCGAACCAAAGCCAGGGCGGAGACAUGAAGAGGAAAUCCCACUGACCAAUAACAGCCUCCUGGACACAUCCACCAAUAGGAGUCUUUGAUUGACUGACGCAGUGAUGUUGAGCGAGGGGGCGGGGCUACACCGCCUCUUUUCACGGACCUAAAGGAGAAUGCUCGCUACGAGUGGCAAUGACACAUUAAUUUAACAGUUUUCUAACGAACCGGGUAUGAGAACAAGACAGAGUGAAUGACGAGAAACACUUUUAUUUUUGUUCUGCUUAUUUUUAUUUUGUUGUCAACAUGUUUACAUAUGACCGACCUUGAUCACUGUGGAAUGCGUGUGAGCGAGGUGGUGGUACAGAUGAGUAGUCGUACGCUACGUAAUAUAAUUUGUAUUUAAGCUUAUGUGGAAACACGGGACUGUUCUUGCAGUACAAAAAGAAAAAAAAACAGACUGAAUAAUGGUUUUUUAUUUUUCCGUCUCUUCGUCUCCGAUGUGGGAACCAUGGUGUCUAUAGAAAUGUUAUUGUUGGUCACCGCUGCUCCCACAAAUGACUGUUAAGUAGUAGCUUAAAUUAAUAUUAAUAAAUUAUUUGUAAUUUACACAGGGACAAAACAUGUUAAAGUGUGUGUGUGAGAGGUUGAUUUGAAUGUGUGUGUGUGUGUGUGUGUACAGAAGAAACACUAUACUGUUAAUCCUCUCCAGAUGAUUCUGUGUGAAUGGGUGAAGACGUGUAUCCCCUCUUGACAAUAAUGAGCGAGUGUAUGUCGGACGCCCCUCUCUCGCUCAGUGUGUUUUUGGUGCUGUUUAAUCACACUGGACCUUUUUCUGGAAAAAAGACUUGAAUGGAAAGAGUUUUGGAGCCGCCUGAGAGAGAGGGGAUCCCGAUUGUAGCCUACUUGAAUUGUUUUAGUUUUUGUGAGUUAAGAUGUUUUUAUUAACUUGUUCUGCUUAUUGACUCAAAUCAACUUAAUAUAACACAACGCCUUAGUUUGUAUUGAUAAGACGAAGAUCUAUGCAGGACUGUAAAACGCUCAAUGCAAAAGUGCAAGUCGUCGCUUGGCUUUCAACCUCUACUCAACUUGUCGUUUCUGGAGCUGUGAAUGUUUGUAGAUGUUUCUGUUUCACUAAAGACUCCUUUUAUCCGCUGCGUAUUCAGACAGCAUGGGAAGACCAUUUUAGAAGCAGUUUGAGUUCAAAGUCAAUAUCAGCGAUUCCUUUACGUAUGACUGUUAUAUGAAAGUAAACAAAUGAAACCUUCACCUUGAUCAUCAAACUAUUUAUUAUUCAAAUGGUGACAGGUCUUCAGGAAUAUGUUUUAAAUGGCCAAGUUUGAUAUUUAAGAUCGUCUUGGGAGAAGGAGCAGAAAAUGCUGCAAUUUCUGCUUGCGGUUGAAUCAAAACUACAUCUAAAAUAACACUUAAUAAUUGAUUUAGCUUACUUUAAAGAAGCUAUACACCAUUUUUCAAAUUUCCAUUUACAACUGUGCUUAACAUGAAAAGCUAAUUCAGCUUUUUUAUCUCUUGCAGCCACAACUUGGAACAAUGUGUGAACACUCCCAACUCGGUAUUACGGGUGUUUUAUCGAAUGUAGCACCUUUUUAAAAUAAACCUACUAGGAAAAAGAGACGAGGAAUAACAAAUAGUUGUUGAUGAGUUUGAAGGUCGAGCCAAGCACCACACCGCCACAUUUGGAAUAAACUCAAAUGCUGAAGCUGAAAUUCCUUUCUGUCUGUCUGAACACAGCUGCAGAGAUUCCUUCCCUCUGCUGAAUACUUCCGUUAACAAAACUGUUCUUCCUGAGUCUUUCACUGUUCUCGACUAGUUCCUCAAUGUGGGUCUGACUGACCGGCUGCACCGGGAAUGGCGCCAAAGAUUGUUCUGUAGCUCACUGUUUAGAUGGGGUGCUGCUGGUCAGUGUGUGUGUGUGUGUGUGUUUGAUUUUUCUGACAUUAUCCCCCAAAAUGUAAACCCAUAAGUGUCAACGUGUGGUCCUUCAUGUCAUUGUGAAGUCAUGUGACCGGAGCAGUGGGUGACAUCUUAUAAAUUGUGCUUUCUUUGGGGGUCCGGGAGGAUAAAAUGACAUUUUGUGGUUAACUGGUUAAUUAAUUUGGUCUUUUGUAGAUUAUUUUGUGUGUCAAUUAUAGAAUUAAAAAAAAACAGGUGGUUUUCACGACGACUUUCCUCCUUUCUUUCAGCCUUUCCCUCUCCCAGCUAAGAAACGUGUGAGUGUUAGUCAUUGAUUUGACACAUAACUUUUUUCAUAUAUAUUUUUGACAUACUGACUACUUUUAUCUAGUAUAACUUUUUUUAUGACAUACUAUACUCAAAGGAUUUGUUUAUAAUUUACAACAAACUAAACUAAGACUUUUGAAUCAUCAUAUUUUCGACUGACAGUCUAUGCUAUGAUUUGUAAAAGUAUUUUUUGAUAAACUAUACUAUUAGCAUCUUAUAUUUCAACUGUUUAUAUAUUUUAAUAAAAUAUUGGACAUA